Molecule: messenger RNA, 1311 nt
Organism: Sabethes cyaneus
Lineage: Eukaryota; Metazoa; Arthropoda; Insecta; Diptera; Culicidae
Product: non-structural maintenance of chromosomes element 1 homolog
Exons: 3
Coding region: 40-756 (238 amino acids)
Biological process (GO): DNA damage tolerance; double-strand break repair via homologous recombination
Cellular component (GO): Smc5-Smc6 complex; nucleus
Molecular function (GO): ubiquitin-protein transferase activity
Source: RefSeq, a predicted model, not a curated record
GCAUCCAGUCGGUUUCCUCUAGUUUAUUCGGACCAAAAUAUGCCUUCAGAGAUGCCCUAUACGGACGUACAUCGUACAUUCCUGCAGGCUUUGAGCCUGCACGGAACAAUGAGUGCCAAACAAGCCUACAAAACACUUUUGAGUGUAUACGGUAAAUAUCACGAUGACGAAACCGUUCCCACCGAGGACGAACUGUCGGAAGUGGUCGCUUCCAUCAAUGGCAAACUGUACCGGUACGGUCAACGAGUGGUGUUUGUUCACUACGAACCGGUCGGAACGGAUUUCUAUGUGUUCUGCAAUCAAAACGAAAGCGCAGUAGAUAGAUUGCAAACUAGCUACUCUGAAUCGGAAGUUGGGCUGUUCCGGCUGAUGCUUCGGGAAAUGGCUUCCAGCGAAGAGCAUAAAUUGCGACCGAUUGUGUGCUUGAAUUUGACUUCAGAAAUCACUGGAAAGCCGGUCAGUAAGAUGCGUGCCGAGGACCUACUUGAAGAGUGGGAAAAGCUGGGCUAUUUCGUGCAGAUCGAUGGUAUGUGGUACUUUGGGCCUCGGUGUACGGCUGAAUUUGGGUGGUACUUGACGCAGAACCACGGUGAUCAAAUGCACAAGUGUAAGCUAUGCAGCGAGUUAGUGUUUUAUGGAAUACAGUGUCAAAAAUGUCCAUUAUUCUUUCAUCGUGAGUGCAUAAAAAAAUACCUUCGAAGGUUGUCGAAAUGCCCAGGAUGCAAUGAGCUCUGGUCAGUACCUGUUGCAAAUUGAAAUGAAAAGAGUUUUAUGAAAAUGCAGUAUAAGCGAAAGGGAUGUCGAUUGAACUUUAGUGACGUUAACCCUCUCUGUCUCAAGGUUUACAAUUUUUGGUCAUCUGAAAAGUUAUUAUUAAGCAAUUCGUCAAGCACAACUGUACAGGUUGUAAAACAACCGCCUCUAUUCUACAUACCGAUCAGGCCCGGAUCCGAUCAGAAAUUUGGCUUCGAUCGGAAUACAACGUAUGCUAUAACACAUGUCGAACGGGAUGUUUCUGAUCGGAAUGUAGAAUCGAGGUGAAUGUUUUAUUACGUUCUGAAAUCAAGAUAUCCAUAAUCAAAUGCCUUAAAAAAAUGUCAACUAGUUUUUAUAUCGGAGGUCCUAUGCUACCAUGGGAUAGACCGCGGUUAAGAAUGGCGAUACUCUGUAAAAAUUGUUAUAUUUAUUAAUGUCGAUUAGGAUAUUCAAUUUAUUUUUAAAAAUUCCAUCGCUACAUUCUAAAUCAUUCCACACAGUCACUAAAAGAAUUUGAAAUUUGUCCAUAUGAAGGCAAAAGAAACAAAAGAAACG